GAAAGGCAACCAGAGGCCAACCCACCGCCUGAAUGUUUGACAGAUGUGAAUAAAAAUGAUAGUAACAUCCUGGCUGGUCUGAUUACCCCAGAGCAAAACUCAUAUGCAGAGGAAUACAUGCUUGAUAAUGAGAUUGUUCAUUCAAAUUGUCCAUCAUACUCACCACCACCCCCUCCACCCUCAUCCCCCCUACCCCCAACACCAGUUCUUCACAAAUUCCUAAAUGACUGUUUCGUAGGGGAAGAAGAAGACGGCAAAAACACCAGAAGCUCAACUGAAAUGUCUUUAUCUAAUUCUGAAGAGAUGCCACUUAGUGAACAAAAUCACACCAACAAAGCACAAUUGCACUUAGAAAUCCCAACCAGUAUUAUUGAAUAUGAAGCCUUCAGUAUUGAUUCUACCAUGAUUGCUAGCGACGAAGUAUCCAACAGCACCAAUUCAGACAAUGUUUUUGAUGAUGAUGAAAUGACCAAUUCCCUAAAUUCUAGUUCAAGUGACACAAAAGCUGUUGACAGAGAUGAUUGGACUGUAGCUAUAAGGCCUAGCAGCAGUGCUAAAUCAACUACAGAAGGUAAAGAUGAGUCUGAAAUGAGUAUAUGCAAGUCUUUUACCGAUACUGAAGCUCAUACAAGAAUUUAUCCCAUGAAUUCUGAAUAUACUCGAGCUAUAAACUCCAUCACAGCAAAGCUUGGAGCUGCUACAAGUGUCACGUCUCCCACAUAUAAUUCAGGUGCUACAUUGAAAAGUGAGGUGACGCAAGAAACUGAGUCAUGCUCGGAUCAAAAUGUGGAUAAACCUAGAAGUGAAUCCACCACGCCAUGUGCUGAAGCUAAAGGUAGUUUGGCUACUCCCAGUUUAGCAAAAGCUAGCACAACCACAGUCCUUGAUGUCUCCAAAGAGCCUCCUUCACCACCAGUUUCCUCUUCCAGUCUUGUUCCCCCAGCUUCAUGGGCAGUUUAUCUGCCUCCACACUUAGGGGGCCAGGAUUCCCCUUUCAUAGUGAGAUGCACAAAGUAAGAAGGACCAGUCUUGACAGGCCUUUAAUGGGUCUCUGUAGACCAACAGAGCAGAACUCAGACUCACCAAAAACAUUUUCCUCAGGCUGCAAGGUGUUUACCAUCUGCGAGGACCCGUCCCAGACAAAGACACCAGCUGAGAUGGAGCCCGUCCUACCCUUGAAGCCUGAGUUUGGAUGCAGUUCUGGGCUAGCAUCUGGAUGUGAGUCAGUUGUGGAGGGUGUGCAGGUGCCACUGGACGCUUGCAGUUGCCCGACAGUCUACACCAACUGCUUCAGCGGGGGGGACAGCUUUGAUGAGGAGCUGACAGUUUAUGAGUUCUCCUGCCGCACACUGAGUAGCGGUGUGACUCAGACUUCUGGAGCAGGUCUUCCUCUCAUGACCUCCCCUCCUGUUCCCUCCUUCCUCUCCACCUCCUCCACACACUCUCCCUCCUUUUCACGCUCCAUCCUUUUCUCCUCCUCUACCUCUGAGCUGAGUCCACUCCUCUCACCAUUGUCUGAGGCCUCUGACUGUUUCAUGUCUCAAACGCACAAGGACACUAUCAGUCGGCUAGGCCAGUGGGAGUAAGUCUGGAAAAAAGGCUGCAUUAAAUCAUUUUACCACUAGGGUGCAGAAACAGACUUUGAGGGAGUCCCAUCACUGACACUGUUUAUGACAGUGAUACACUGCUCUUCAACCUGGUAUCAAGUGACUUGUGAGUUAUGAAUUUUUAAAUCAACAUUGCAAGAAGACACUGAUUC
Molecule: messenger RNA, 1759 nt
Organism: Scomber japonicus (chub mackerel)
Lineage: Eukaryota; Metazoa; Chordata; Actinopteri; Scombriformes; Scombridae
Exons: 2
Coding region: 948-1586 (212 amino acids)
Source: RefSeq, a predicted model, not a curated record